This is a messenger RNA of Penicillium hordei, 1671 nucleotides long. RefSeq lists its product as uncharacterized. The record is from RefSeq and is a predicted model, not a curated record. The transcript has 2 exons. Lineage: Eukaryota; Fungi; Ascomycota; Eurotiomycetes; Eurotiales; Aspergillaceae. The coding region runs from base 1 to 1671 and encodes 556 amino acids.
AUGGCCCUGCCUAGCUUUGAAGCCAAUGAUCAAACCCAUCUGUCACGUCCUAUUCGAUCAUCAUCGCGUUGCGUAUCCUUGGAUCUCAUCUCCUCAACACACAGGCUGACUAUGCCAUCCGAACAAUCACCAUUCGAUGACGGGUUUGAUACUCUUGUGAAAGAGCAACUGGAAAAAUGGAAAGUCCCCGGCUUGAGUAUAGCGAUUAUCCAUGGUCCCAAUACCUACACUAAGGCAUAUGGAAAGGCAGAGCUACUAGACCACAGCACAGGUCGACCAUCUCGGGAGAUGACAACCGAUGCCUUGUUCGCAACAUGUAGCACCACCAAGGCCUUUACCGGUGCGACGACAUCCAUAGCAAUCCAGGACAGCAAGGCCACCGAGUCCCCAAUCGACUGGCACACGCCUGUGGCUUCCCUAAUUCCGGAAGACUUUAUCCUGGAGAACGACUACGCGACCAAGAAUAUUACACUCGAAGAUGCGCUCUCGCAUCGGUCGGGUAUGCCCGAGCAUAACUGGACCUUGGCUCUAUUUUCAAAGAAGGGCCCAACGCCGGGCUCUAUAGUCCGCGCGAUGCGACACAUGCCCCUCGCAACGCCACCGCGCACCAAGUACCACUACAGCAAUUACAUGUACAUCGCUGUGUCACAUGCGUUGGAGCAACACACUGGCGAAAGGCUAGGAGCUUUCAUGAAGAAGCGCAUCUGGGACCCGCUCGGUAUGAGCGAAACGUUCUUCUCGCCAGGCGAAGCAAAAGCAAACCCAGCAACUGCCACAAAGCUUGUACAAGCAUACAAAUGGGUUCCUACAAAGGAAGGCGGAAGGUUUAUCCCGCAGCCAGAGCAUGACUGGCCAGCUAACAGUGGUGCUGGUGCUAUCGUUAGUAACGUUCUCGACUAUUCCCAUUGGGUGCGGGAGUUGAUUGAACGAACCGGACCGCUGAAAGGACAUGACAGCUUAACGGAUCCGCGGACGAUAUACUUCCAGGACGAUGACUUGAAUCUGCCCGCUCCGUAUCAUGCAUAUGCGCUCGGAUGGGUCGUGGAUAACUACCGCGGCCAGCAUCUCUAUAGCCACGGCGGUGGCUGGCCUGGCUACGCAAGCUGGGUGGGCUUCGUCCCCGAGAAGAAGUUUGGAUUUGUGGUUAUGGGCAAUUCAUUUUCCGCUCGGUAUGCUGCGUUUAGAUUGGUCACUUAUCUUCUGGAUAGACAGCUUGGUCUAUCCGAUGAUCCCACAUAUGAGGGGCAGGUUGCUGGUUGUAUUGAAAGACAAACUGAGACAUGGGAGUCGAGUCUUAGGAAUGAAAUCAUGGAGGACUCAAAGGAACGGUUAUUCGCUUCUUUGCCUGAUCGGCCGCUUCCAUCUGCCUUACAUAUAUCCGAAUAUACUGGAACAUACAGGCACCCGACGGGCGCGACUUUUACCAUCCAGAUAAUCAAUGACAGGCUUGAGGCUGACCUGCGGGAUCGAGUCAUUCCGUCUGAAUUGUCUCUUGUUCAUGCAAGCGGGGAAUUCUUCGUGGGAAGAAUCCAUAAUGCAGGAUUGGACUUGGUGUCCCCAUUCUCAGUCGAAUUCUAUAUUGAUGCUGCGGGUAUUGCUCAAAGAGUUGGACUUCUCUUGGAGCCUGCGAUGAAGGAAGGAAAGCUCUGGUUUGAUCGAUGUAGUUACUAG